AUGCUGCUCAACAAUGCGAGUUUUGGUGCCUCAGCUAGAACCGCUUGCCAGGAGGCGUUGUCACACUUGGAGUGUUCUGGCUCGGAGUUUGAUCCGCGCUGGACAGAACUGCGCUUGGUGAGCAGAGCGCAUCGGGAGGCAGGCUUGCGCUGGCGCGAGGAAGGCAGCGGCUCGGCGCAGAAGGCCUUUGACUUGAGCACUUUCCUGGUAGGCUCCUGGUGGAAGGAGCUCUCUACGGCGCCGAUCACCUUCGACCUUGUGAUGAAGCGCCUGCAGCCUCCUUCCAGCCUGAGGGGCCUGUGCUUCUAUGGUUUGGUGACCGCCAUCUUCAUUCGGUCGCAGUUUCUCUCCGAGCGCUUGGGGAAUCACGCAGAGGCUUUGACCGGACUGCAGGAUGGCCUUUCGAUCUUGGGAGGACGCCUUCACCUGGACUUCAUUCGCGAGGCGAGCUCGUGGCCGUUCGGGGCCUUGGACUUGCGAGUCAACCGGGAUGCGCUGCAGAGUUGGCUUGACCUGGACAUGGGCACGCAGAGUACUCGGCCUGCGUCUUUCCGCACGUCGCCCUUCACCGGCCUCCAGGAGCUGAAGCCCAGGGCAGUGACCCGCACGAAGGCGUCUUGGCGCCGCCUGGAUUCCAGCCGAGGCUGGAGGCAGAAGCGGGACCUCCUGGGGCUUGCUGUCUUCGGCGUGCACUCCACUUUGGUUCUGGAGCCAGCGACCAUGCUGAAAGCGGCGCUGCGCCCUUGGGACACCCGAGUGCAGAUCUUCAUGCGAGACUGCCCGCGGGGGAAUGCCGCCUGGUCCCACCAUUGUGCCUUGCAGUGCCAAGCGCUGGGCAGCUGCGAGCCCGGAUCGGAAGGUAGUAGUCAGCUGUGGGUGGACCUGGUGCACAUGUUCGAGGAGGCUAUCCACGAACGGCGGAGAUACUACCAGGUGGCUGACUACCUCACUGUCUUAGAGGAGAUGCAUCGGCUAGACUCGGAUCUCCGUGCGGCAGAGAUGUAUGUCUGCACAGCACCAUUGGUGUGUAGCUUGCUACGUGCAGUUGUGGAGAAACCUCUGCUGGCAUACCUGGGGAUGCAGCUGCACGUUAACGUGGACAGGCAGGCAGACCAGCUGUGGCUGAUGCACUUUCAAGCCAUGGUCAGAGACAAAGAGAGCAAUGUUUGGGCCGCCCACAACUUCGCGCUAAGAGAGCAGAUCCGGUAUGCCACUGGAAUGCAGCUCGAAGUGGUGCGGCCAAGGGCUCUGUAUGUGCAGAGAUCUUCCAAGCUGUAUGGCACCUCGCCGGGCAAAGCAUUCCGGCGCCAGGUGCUGUUUUUCCGCAGCAGCUACUUCCGUCUUUCGCUGUUUCUUCCCGUCCUGGAGGCGCACGUUGAUGCAUGCGGGUCGCAGCUGCCUCUGGCACUGCGCGUUGUGCGCAGCGGCGACGAUUUUGUUCCGUUCAGACAAAUGGGCCGCUUCCGGGCGGCGGUGCUGUUCCCGUGGGACCCUGCCUUGAUGGCUUUUUACGAGCUCUACAGCUUAGGGCCGGCGCUGCUCCUGCCGAGGAGUGCAUGGAUCUACAAAAUCCAGCAUUUCAGCGGAUGGACCACAUUCCAGGAGCUCGGGGCCCUGGAGUUUCCGCACCUUCCGGAAGGACUCCGGGCCGCCGAUCCGCGGCCCUUCUGGCGCCCAGAGACCUCCGUCCCAGAGACCGUGCUUCAUUGGUAUGCCUACUCCGACUGCAGCCGCCUUCCGCAUCUCUUGCGCUUCGAGUCCUUCCCGGAACUGUUCCGGCUUCUCCUUGACUCUCAGCGCCUUCGCAGCGCGCGGCGUGGGAUGCGGCAACACAACCGGCGGGCCCUCCAGUCCGGUCUCCGCUGGUACCGGGAUGCCGCGCUGUGGCUUCUAGCUCACGCGGCUCGAGGGUUGGCCCGAGAUGACUUCGAUGGGCCCUCAGACGUCAUCUGUGCGUUCAGGGCAAGGGAGGUGGAAAGUAUCAAAGCUGAAAAGCACCGAAUCAAGGACCGAGAGGAAGGAAAGCAUAGUGGCAGCCAGUCGGAGGUGGCGAAGAUGAACCACGCGCGGCGCGAGGCUAUGAUCAGAAGGCCUCAGCCGCUGGAGCCCUUCAAGGGCUUGACGCUGGAGCGAGGGACGGCCGAAGCGAUCGAGACUGGCGCUUGA
Messenger RNA from Symbiodinium sp. CCMP2592, 2166 nucleotides. Lineage: Eukaryota; Dinophyceae; Suessiales; Symbiodiniaceae. The record is from the annotation of a GenBank genome assembly.